GUGUGGUGGAAAUGUGACUUUUGUUUUCUCCUCACCUCCGUGCGGCACAACUCUAGCGGCGACGGCUUUUAGUUUUUUUGGAGUCGGGACGAGAGCACCAACACCUUCGGCGCCUUGGAAGAAAGUGUCGCUGUGUCAACCAUCGUUUGGCUCCCGGGCACGCUUUGUAACAACGAGCAACUUGGACAGCUGCGUGUUUUCCAUACAGCUAUCGACAAAGAAUGAAAGCAGUCAAAAGAGCUCUCACAGAGGAUACUUGCCCGGAGCGUGAGGAGCACACCUCAGCGGACAGCGAUGAUGGCUCCCCGCUCGACCUGUCAGGAAGGGGACUCUCUGGGAAGCGCCGUCGCCGUGGUAACCUGCCCAAGGAGGCGGUGCAGAUUCUCAAGAGCUGGCUGUAUGAGCACCGCUUCAACGCCUACCCUUCAGAGCAGGAGAAACAAAGUCUGUCGAGCCAAACCAGCCUCACGGUGCUGCAGAUCUGUAACUGGUUCAUCAACGCACGUCGCCGCCUGCUCCCUGACCUGCUUCGCAAGGAUGGCAAAGAUCCCACCAAGUUCACCAUCUCUCGCAAGGUUGUAGGUAGAAAUGAGGGCCACUCCUCUCCCAACCCAUUGCCGGAGCGCCCAUCUGUCAUUCAUUCUGCCCCUGUUUUCGACCUCGGUGUUCUCGGAAGCACAGCAACAGCUAUUCUGACAGGAGCAGGUUACCCUGGUAAGGAAGUGUCAGUCCAGGCACUGAUGAAGCUGGAUGCACAAAGUCUGCUGAUGAAAGUGAAAGAACAGGGGCCUUAUUUGGCAAGUCUUGCCAGCAGAAAUACAGCAGCUAGCACCACCAAUGGCCUCUUCAACACACCUCCACCAACUCCUCCAGAUCAAUGCGCUCCCCCGGACUUUAGUGCUUUGCGCCUCCUCGCAGAUGUAGCUGCGCAGAAAGCUAUAGAGCUGGAAAACGAAAUGAAGCUGAAGAGCCAGAAUAAACCCACAGAGACUGAACAAGCAGAGUCACAGAGCAGCACUUGUAACCGAGAGAUAGGCCUCACACCUCCUCCAGAAGACAACCAACAAGUCUUGGAUCCUUCCAGGGUGCAGCAUCUAAUGGAGACAGCUAUGACCGUUCCAGCAUCAGAUGUGCCUUCGGGAAAGGAUUCGGUGCCUGCGAGUACAGAAGCAUCUCUUCCAGUCCCAGCUCCAGUCUUUUUCUCAGCUCCAGGGAUAUCACCUCUUCAUAUGAAUAAAGUCAUCGUUUGCCACACAGAGCAGGAUCAGCCUCAACUUCUUACAGCCCAUCUGCCAACCAUGAUGCCAGUACCUGCCUUAGUCUUAAAACAGCAAGAUCCUCACAAACCAGUAGCUGCUCCAGCCUCACCAGCUUUAGCCUUCAGCUCAGUUGCAACUCCGUUGUCCACUACAUGUCCUGCAAGUGUGCCGGGCUCAGUGCCAUCCCCAGUCCUUCUGCCAGUCACAAAUGUAUCUUCCGUCUCUGCAAAUCAGGAGUUAUCCACAAAUGUAGCUGUUGUUCCACCCACCAGAGGAAUACCACUUCAGCUGCCAUGUCCCAGGUCCCCCUCAACUCCAGUUGCAGUAGCAUGCCCACUGCCAUCUUCAGCUGUCAUGUCUUCUGAAGCCCCAGUUACAAGCCCAGCAUCAGCCUCUGCCCAGGUUUCAGCCGCUGCCUCAGUUUCGCCCCAGUCCGCAUCCAUCACACCUCCUCUUGGCCUCAGUUCCCAGCACACCGCCUCCCAGCAGCCCACGUCCCCGAGCAGUACCAGCACAAGUAGCAGUAGUUCACAGAGGAAUUCAGCUUCUGUGCCCCGUGUUUGGAGCAUGGUCACCAGGCAAAGCCGCUCCCUGGGGAAAACCCCCAUUAGUGCCGUGUGGGGCCCACUGCACCCGGAUGUAUUGAUCGCCCACUUUUUGGUGUAAUUGGCACCACCAGCAAAGUUGGCCUCUUUAGUAGCAGUACUGGAUUUUAUUGAAUGUACAAAAGACACUGACUGCGAAACAUCCACUCCCCUCUAGGAUAAAAAUGAGGGCAUGGUUUUGUUUUGAUAUUCACAUCACCAUCUUCUUAGUUUAGUGCAAUGUGUUUAUUUUUAUUAUUAUUAUUAUUCAUUUUUUUGGGAUGAGAGAAACUGAUUUUUACAGCAGCAAGCUCGGACCCUUUCAUAAUGUAUUCCUGUUGUUUUAGUUAAAAGGGGAGUGACUUGUUGUGUCAACUUUCUGCGAAGUAUAUGCUUUUUUUUUUUUUUUUUUUUUUUUUUUUGCCCUUUUUUUUUUUUUUCUACAGUUAUAUCUGUAGUUUUAAUUAAAAUCAGUAUUAUAGUGAUUUAGCCAAAAACAUGUUUUUCUUCUAGGCAAUCAUCUGUUAACAUGAAGCCCUCACAACUCCACGACGCAUUCAGUUUAGUGAGAGAAAUGGUGCUUUUAUGGUUUAUAAUAUUUAUGGUUUCUAUGUUCCCAUUUUAUUCAGCAGAUAUUUCUCUGUGCACAUAGGUUCUCUGCAAAGCAAAUGUACCACACUCAGUAGCUGACUUUUUGUAUAUUUAAUGUUCUAGUAUUUCCUCAUCUGUGAUUUCCACUUUUAUUUACAAAUGGUUUCUAUAGACUUUCUAAUCAUAAAGUUUUAGUUUCCAUGAAACUGUAAUAGGAUGAACCACAAUUUGUGGCUAAAUGCCAUCUCAACUUUUAACAGUAGCAGUGUUUGUGUGAAAGUUACAUUUGUAUGAGAAUAAUGCUGUAGCAAAAGUUAAUCUACAAUACUAUCAUGUUUACCAGUGUUACCGAGCUGUGUUUAGCUCAAACGGUUAGGUUUAUUCUGCGUUUUUGUUUAAAUAAAUGUGUGGGUUGUAAAUGUUGUCAUACUGCCAAGCAUCGACCAUCACAAUCAUUCCUAGAAAAAAAAAAAAAAAAAUUUAUUUUUUUUUUCUUUCCUGUCUUGCUCUUGUCAGAUAUGAACAUGGGAAAAUGGUCAUACAUUUUUAUUUUACUGUUGUUGUUUUGUUUUUGUUUUUUUCCUCACUGCCACUUGUAUUUCAGGAUUUAGAUUUUUCUUUUUAAGGCUUUAUUUUGUUCAGGUAUUCUGUCUGAUGUGCAUUUAUACCUCAAUUUACAAAAGUCAUGUCAGACUUGGGUCAUGUCAAGGAUAUUAAGUAUUAAACGCAAUCUUUCUUUCUUUCUUUUUUUUUUUUCUUUCUUUUUUUCCAUUGAUGCUAAAUCAUGUCACUGUGAGUACACCUUAAUGGUUGUAAUACUGGAUGGAUGACUAAGGCGUUUUUGUUUAAUGGCAGUGCUUUAUAUUAAGUUUCCUAUGAUGUGCUUUUUCUUCUUUUCUUUUUUUUUUCUUUUUUUUUUGAUGUUUUGACUUAAGCUUUAUAACUGUGUGGCCUCUGUAGAGCUACAUGCAUUCAAAACGUGAUCAUUCAAUUUCAUGUGACUCGCAACUGACUGCUGGUAGUAUGGCUGACUGUUGUGCCUUAAACCUACAACUGAUUAAGAUGUCUCAUUUUAUAUUAAAGACUUAAACAGUCUGUGCAAUAUAUGCCUUAAAUUUAAAAUGUCUUGUCUUUUUUUUUUUUCUUUUUUUUGUAUGAGCCUUUCAAGGAAAUAAAAUUUCAAAACUGUUUAUAAAUGUUUCAUUUGUCUUUGUUUUGCUUCUGAAAGCAAAUUGAUCACUUGUGAGUUCCUUCUGUGCAGUAGUGGGGUUGACCUUGAUUUCUUCAAACAUCUUGGCUAAAAUUCAGAAAUUUAAAAACCUUUGAAGCUGCUUUUAAAGGUUUAAAUAUCGAAGUUUCUAACUUGCAAUCUGUCUAUCAUUGUGAGAUGUUUCGUUUAAAAAAACAAACAAAAAAAACAGGAAGCAUUCUUUUUUUACUUUUAGCAAAUUACAAAAUUUAAAUGACAAAAUAUCUAUUUGAAACAGCUUUCAAAUAGCAUGUUUAUUUUAGCCCAUCUACUACUGUGUGUGUGUGUGUGUGUGUGUGUGUGUGUGCGUGCGCACAUGUACUCCCAGAUAUGUUUUUAAUCUAAACGAGUAAAAAUAUGAUUCUGUAGGGUUUAUGGUGGCACUUGUCUUUAUAUACAGAGGCAAGAAGUUUUAUUACAAUUGGACCAAUUUAAUGGGACAAAUUGAUUUGCUGUUGAGGAAAAUCUUUAUUUUACUGUCCAGAUGUUAUAAUAGCAACCCGACACCUAGAUUUCUUCUGGUCUAUGAUAUGAGAUUUAAAAAUUUAAGCAACUAGAAAGGGGUGGGGGGGUUGCAACAUACAACAGCUCAUGCAUAUUUGUUUCUGUUCAUAUGCAAGUCAUGUAAACAUAGCUGGGAUGUCAUAUUUCUCAAAAUGAAUCCAAUGUUUCUUUCUGUCCUACCUCAAAGGCUCAGCCUAACAAGCAGAGAAAAAAAGUGUUACAUUUUAAUCAAAUUUAUUAAAAACUGGU
This is a messenger RNA of Maylandia zebra (zebra mbuna), 4436 nucleotides long. It is a transcript of the gene tgif2, whose product is annotated as TGFB-induced factor homeobox 2. The record is from RefSeq and is a predicted model, not a curated record. Lineage: Eukaryota; Metazoa; Chordata; Actinopteri; Cichliformes; Cichlidae. Gene Ontology annotation, molecular function: DNA binding. Gene Ontology annotation, biological process: regulation of DNA-templated transcription.